GAGCAGUAGAGAAGCCUUCUAUCGUUCACGAUGCCACCAUCCGCGCGGCAGACUCCCUCCCCUACAACGCUGCAGCAAGUUCACAGCCCCGCGACGGAGCAAGCAACCACUUUCAGCCGCUCGCGUCAACGACAGCAGCAUUGUCCAUCAAUUCGCCCGCCAAACCGUCGAGAAAAUCAGCACAAGCAAGAGCAAUGAGCAAGGGCAAUCAGCAAUAGCAAAGAACAAAGCCGACUUCCCUCUUCGAUGAUCCUCCAUCACCUUUCCUUCCAGCACCCUGAUGCUCUC
Neohortaea acidophila is the source of this 288-nucleotide messenger RNA. RefSeq lists its product as uncharacterized. The record is from RefSeq and is a predicted model, not a curated record. Lineage: Eukaryota; Fungi; Ascomycota; Dothideomycetes; Mycosphaerellales; Teratosphaeriaceae. Bases 31 to 198 code for a protein of 55 amino acids. The transcript has a single exon.